AUGGUCCCCAAGUCAGCACUCGCAAAUAUAAGUCCUCCCAGUUCCCCACCACAAACGGAUGAAUUCGAAAGGGGAGCCUGGAACGAGUCUGAAGACAAGUUUUACUUGUCAAGAACACCAUCUACUCUGCCUUACACUCCGCCAACGAGUCCUCCGCCAGAUGUGUCUAAGUCUACGACCGCAGACAAAGCAUUAACAGAGGAGAUAACCCAGCUGAGUGUUUCAUCGUUGAGAACUCUACUUGGUAUUGACAACUGGAAAUGUGGAUGUAUCACAUCAAAGGGGCACCCUUGCAAAAUGCCAAUAUCGAAUCUCAAAGCGGAUAUCAACAUGCAGAUUGGGCUAUUGACGAACCCCAAUCAUUCUACGCAAAAGCUCAGGGAUGAACUCUACAAGCUGGCUAAGCUGGUACACUGUCGUUACCAUGAUGACCGCACACGGAUAUGUUCUCGGGUUGACAGUUGGAGGAAUGCCUUCUCUUUCAGAGAAAGCACUGAAGAGCAGAUUGAGAGAACUUUGCGAUAUUAUUCUGCAUACUGUGCUGGGGUGACAAAGCAAGGAAAUUCCUGUCAUAACAAAAUGGGCGGGCAGUGUGUCCAGAACCGUGCAAAAACCAUUAAUAAGAUUCUUACCCCAGAUAUAUAUCUGGAUGAUGAUGGCCUUGACUAUUUUCUCCUGGUUCUGAAAGAGAACAUGUUUUGCUGCUGGCAUAUCAACUAUCAAGGUCCUGAGAAAGUUGAAAUAUGGAAAAAAGAAAUUCUGAAGAUUCGCAAAGAAAGAAGUCCAGUGUUAGCACCUCCAAAAGAAAGCAAUAUGCCAGAGGAUGAGGGCAGCCAUACUUUUUAUGACGACUUGACAGCACAAUCUACAUCUCAAGAUCCUGAUAAUGAUCCAGCCACUUAUUGGCCACGGAGAUUUGACACCACCCCUUUUGACAUCAUCGCCACAAGUGAUCAAUCCAACGAUUUCAAGUCAUCAUUUCCCGAGAUCUAUAGCGAAUUGACGAAACCACUGGUGCCAGAAGACCAGAAAGAAGGGUAUCUCUACGCAUAUGAAGUUGAAGGGAAUGAAGGCUUUGUCAAGAUUGGAUACACCUGUCGUUUCUUGGAAAAGCGUCAUGAAGAAUGGGCUUUUGAUUGUAACAGGAAAUCCAAAGCCCUGUAUCCCAUUCCUUUGAAUCAUCAAGUGGCCGUCCCAAAUGCCCAUCGAGUGGAGGCUUUAUGUCAUGCAGAAUUGAAGCAUCGCAACAUCAGGAUUGAUUGUCAUGGUUGUCUAAGGCCACACAUUGAAUGGUUUCAAUGCUCCCCCGAGGAAGCAGUUGCCGUUAUUCAGAAGUGGUCUAUGUGGAUGUUGACAUCUCCAUACAAACCUGAGUCACAUGAAACGUCGGCUGCGAUGAUCCUCAAAGAAAAGGAGAGGGUGAAGGCUGAAUGCAUCGACCAGUUCAUGAAGGGGUUAUUGGACAUGGUUGCUGACCAACCCUUAUCGGAAAAGUAG
Messenger RNA from Aspergillus ruber CBS 135680, 1497 nucleotides. RefSeq names its product GIY-YIG nuclease family protein. The record is from RefSeq and is a predicted model, not a curated record. Lineage: Eukaryota; Fungi; Ascomycota; Eurotiomycetes; Eurotiales; Aspergillaceae. The coding region runs from base 1 to 1497 and encodes 498 amino acids. The transcript is spliced from 2 exons.